Molecule: messenger RNA, 2130 nt
Organism: Ambispora leptoticha
Lineage: Eukaryota; Fungi; Glomeromycota; Glomeromycetes; Archaeosporales; Ambisporaceae
Source: the annotation of a GenBank genome assembly
AUGGCACCUAGUGAAAUUUCGAAACAUACAAAAACGAAUAAUAAUACCACCGAUUCACGUAAACAAACAACAGAAACAGUCGCAGGAAUCGACACUACGAACUGGCCUACUGAUGGGACUGCACUCAUUUGUAUAGAUCCCUGGUUGAAACCUCAUGCAUCGGCUCUACGUAAAAGAUACAAUGCCUACCAGAAAUGGGUGGAUAAAAUUGAGCAACAGGAAGGUGGAUACGAUAAAUUUACCAAGGGUUACGAAUACUUUGGAUUAAAUGUUCAACCUAACGGUAAUGUUGUGUAUCGUGAGUGGGCACCUAAUGCUAUCAAGGCCUCUUUAAUUGGGGAUUUUAAUAAUUGGAAUAGAAAUGCUAAUCCAAUGAAAAAAAAUGAGUAUGGUGUUUGGGAAGUAACAGUUCCUGCGUUAUUUCCUAAUGUCCCACGAAUUCCACAUAAUACGAAAAUCUCGAUGGAAAUCCCCGGAGGGGAAAUAAUCGAUCGUCUACCAGCAUGGAUAAAGCGAGUGACCCAAGACAUGAGCGUUAGUGUGGCGUAUGAUGCUAUUUUUUGGAAUCCUACGAAUAAAUACGAGUGGAAACAUAAAGCACCGAAAAAACCUUCGAAGUUGAGAAUUUAUGAGGCUCAUGUUGGCAUAUCAUCAGUUGAAGGUCGUAUAGCUUCUUAUGACAAUUUCACCGAUGACGUGGUGAAACGAAUCGCAGAUCUCGGCUACAAUGCUAUUCAAUUGAUGGCUAUAAUGGAACAUGCGUAUUACGCGUCAUUUGGAUAUCAAGUCACUAGUUUCUUUGCUGCUUCUAGUCGUUAUGGAACGCCGGAAGCAUUGAAACGCUUAAUUGACACAGCCCACGGGUUGGGCUUAUAUGUGCUACUUGAUAUUGUGCAUUCACAUGCUUGCAAAAAUGUGCUUGAUGGACUAAAUAUGUUUGACGGUACAGAUCAUUGUUAUUUCCAUGGCGGUGGUAAAGGUCAACAUGAUCUCUGGGAUAGCCGUCUAUUCAAUUACGGCCAUCCCGAAGUUCUUCGUUUCUUGCUAUCGAAUGUACGAUUCUACGCGGAAGAAUAUAAAUUUGACGGAUUCAGAUUUGAUGGUGUGACUAGCAUGUUAUAUGUUCAUCAUGGUAUUGGGACCGGAUUUUCUGGCGGAUAUCAUGAGUAUUUUGGUGAUACUGUUGACGAGGAAGCAGUUGUGUAUCUGAUGUUGGCAAACGAUAUGCUUCAUAAAUUAUAUCCCGGGAUUUUAACUGUUGCUGAAGAUGUGUCAGGAAUGCCUGGAUUAUGUCGUCCUGUUAGUGAAGGUGGUCUAGGGUUCGAUUAUCGUCUCGGAAUGGCCAUUCCUGAUAUGUGGAUCAAAAUAUUAAAAGAAAGAAGAGAUGAUGAUUGGGAUAUCGGAAAUAUUUGCUGUACACUCACAAACAGACGAUAUAUGGAAAAAACGAUCGCAUACGCAGAAUCCCAUGAUCAAGCCAUCGUCGGGGACAAAACAAUAGCUUUCUGGCUUAUGGACGCAGAAAUGUACACCAACAUGUCAGACCUGACCCCAUUAACACCAGUAAUCGAUCGCGGGAUUGCCCUCCACAAAAUGAUUCGUCUUUUGACUCAUAGUUUGGGCGGCGAAGGUUACCUAAACUUUGAAGGCAACGAAUUCGGACACCCAGAGUGGCUCGAUUUUCCACGUGCGGGUAACAAUAAUUCGUAUCAUUAUGCAAGACGACAAUGGAAUGUGGUGGAUGAUAAGUUGUUGCGAUAUCGUUAUUUGAAUGAGUUUGAUAAAGCGAUGCAACAUACCGAAGAGAAGUUUGGAUGGUUGGAUUCGCCUCAAGCUUACAUUUCACUCAAACAUGAAUUGGACAAAAUCAUUGCAUUUCAACGCGGAAACUUACUAUGGAUCUUCAACUUUCACCCGACAAAAUCCUUUACCGACUACAGAAUUGGCACCGAGUGGGCUGGCGAGUACCGGAUUGUGUUGAAUACCGAUUCGAAGCAGUUUGGUGGACAUGAACGAAUUGACGAGUCGAUACCAUAUUUCUCAACACCUGAAGAGUGGCAUGGGCGAAAGAACUUCAUCCAGGUUUAUAUCCCAUGUCGUGUUGCUAUUGUCUUGUCUCAUAAACCGUAA